UUGAUGAAAGUUCAAACUUACUUACUGAGAUGUUUCCUUAUUGUUUCACUCCGGAGAGAAAUUUCAACAAUAAAGAAGAAAUCAUCGUCUUUGAGGAUGAAGCCAGCGUUGAUUUUGAGGUGAAAACAUGAUCAAUCUCUGCUCAGUCGUGUGCCUCUGUAUCUUCUUCUUCACCCGAUCAUCGGCAUGCCCCCUCGAUCUAGAAUAUGUGGUCAAAAUCGCCUGGGACACCUCCUCUUGCCGGCCGUCAACGGCGGCGGGUAUUCCUUCCCCCAAUUGCUGCCAAACACUCACCAGCCUCUACGGCGUCGCCUUCGCGCACCGCUUAAAAAACACGUCCCUAUUCCGCCUCCCCGACCUCGAAACGUCGUCGUCCUGCCUCUCCAAUUUCCAAUCGAAACUCGACCGCCUCGGCCUCCCGCGCCAAAUCGCCUCCGCCUGCUUCGCGCCGCACCGCUUCGUCAACACCACCAACGUCUGCGCGGGCCUCCAGACCAGGCGCGACUGGGUGGCGCUGCUGGGGGAGUCCACGCCCCUCGACCUCGCGUGCCGCAGCGACCUGUCUGACCUCGGCGCCUGCGACGCCUGCGUCGGCGCGGGGUUUAGGGCGCAGUCGCGAUUGCUGGCGAUUGAUGGGAAUAUCUCACACUCCACUGGCUGCUUUCAUUAUACGAUUCUGUAUGCGGCUGGAGUGGUCAAUGAGCUCGGGCCUCACAGCACCGGAGCGCUCUCUUGUAUCUUCGGCUUGCCUUUGCUCUCCCGCGGAGGCGGAGGAGGGGAUCGGAGCCUCAUCCUUGCCGCCGCCGGCGCUGGUUUCGCCGCCGUGGUGGUGACUUGCCUCGUCGCUUUCCUACUCAAAGGAGUGGUCGGAGAGAAGCAGGUGGCGGCCUCAGAGUCGGAAGGGUUUGCGAGCUCAGAUUCCGACUCCUCGGACGAUAGGCCGCUGCUCAACUGGAGGCCCAAGACAGACACAUUGUGGUAUAAAAUCAAUGAUAUUGAGAAAGCAACUGAUAGCUUGUCGCCUAAAAACUUGAUUGGGAGAGGCCAGUUUGGAGAGGUGUAUAAAGGCAAACUAGGAGAUGGCAGCUUGAUCGCCGUAAAGAAAGUAAUCGAUACAGAGUUGGAGUUUGUGAGCGAAGUCGAGAUCAUCACCAGUUUGCGCCACCGAAACCUGGUCCCUCUCCGCGGCUGCUGCGUCGACGACACCACCCAUCAAAAAUACCUCAUCUACGACUACAUGCCGAACGGCAACUUAAGCGAGCAUCUCUUCCCGAAACAGAGAGGAUUAGACAGAACAAUGCCGUGGCCGCAGAGGAAGAGCGUGAUCUUGGACGUCGCCAACGCGUUACUCUACCUCCACCGCGGCGUCAACCCUCCGGUCUACCACCGGGACAUCAAGCCGACGAACAUACUCUUAGACGCGCAGAUGAGGGCGAGGGUGGCGGAUUUCGGGCUGGCCAAACGAGGGGAGGGGCGGCUGACGACGAGGAUAGCGGGGACGCACGGCUACUUGGCGCCGGAGUACGCUUUGUACGGGCAGCUGACGGAGAAGAGCGACGUGUAUAGUUUCGGGAUAGUGGUGCUGGAGGUGAUGUGCGGGAGGAAGGCGCUGGAUCUGUCGUCGUCGACGGUGUUGAUAACGGAUUGGGCGUGGCCGCAGGUGAAGGGGGGGAGGGUGGAGCAGGUGUUGGAUCCUUGCUUGUUGGGAAGAGGGUUUCCGAAGGAGAUUAUGGAGAGAUUUGUGGUGGUGGGGAUUCUUUGUGCUCAUUUGAUGGUGGCGCUGAGGCCUACCAUUUUGGAAGCGGUGAAGAUGUUGGAAGGGGAUAUUGAGCUGCCUAUUCUUCCGGAUAGGCCAUCCUUUGCUCCUUUUCCAAAUUGAAGAAUCAUGGGUUUUUUUUUCUUGUGCUUUUCUUUUCCUUAUUUUUUGCAAUGAUGUUUUUCUUUCUGCAAUUAUACUAUUGAUAUUGAUGUAAAAAAGUUUCAUCAUUGUCUAAUGUGUAUACAAAAUGUUCACAUUGUCAUAUAUUUUGUUAUCAAAUACUCUUUCCGUUCUAUGUUCUAUACUA
Molecule: messenger RNA, 2066 nt
Organism: Salvia splendens (bonfire salvia)
Lineage: Eukaryota; Viridiplantae; Streptophyta; Magnoliopsida; Lamiales; Lamiaceae
Product: probable receptor-like protein kinase At1g11050
Exons: 2
Coding region: 128-1879 (583 amino acids)
Biological process (GO): protein phosphorylation
Molecular function (GO): protein kinase activity; ATP binding
Source: RefSeq, a predicted model, not a curated record